Molecule: messenger RNA, 3626 nt
Organism: Manduca sexta (tobacco hornworm)
Lineage: Eukaryota; Metazoa; Arthropoda; Insecta; Lepidoptera; Sphingidae
Product: long-chain fatty acid transport protein 4
Exons: 12
Coding region: 284-2215 (643 amino acids)
Biological process (GO): triglyceride homeostasis
Cellular component (GO): endoplasmic reticulum
Molecular function (GO): long-chain fatty acid transmembrane transporter activity; long-chain fatty acid-CoA ligase activity
Source: RefSeq, a predicted model, not a curated record
AACAAGUUCAUAUGACUUAAUUGCGGGCCGUACCUAAUAUAUCGCGCCAUCUGUUCGGUGAUCAGCUGUUGUCGGCGCAUGUGCAACCGCGAGGGGGGCUCCGCUGUCCGCAGGCGACAUCGACGCGCAGUGCGCACCCUCGCGUCGACGCGUCCUUCCCGCAUUUGCGCGAAACCGCCGGUUGUAAAUGGACGCGUGCGUGGCCGGCUCGGUGUGAACUAGCUCUCGCUGUUGUGUGACGUCUCGGAGUCGCGACUCGCGGCCCAGUGGGCUCGGCGCCAGCAUGGACGCGUUGCUGGCAGCGCUCGUGGCGCUCAUGGCAGUUGCCGCCGCGAUGGCCGCCGUGCUCAGCACGCUCUCCAAGGCGGCGAUAUUCGCCAUCCUCGCGGUCGCGCCAUGCCUCUACCGAUACAGAAGACAAAUCUACAUUAUCAUCAAAACGCUGCCCAGGGACCUCAAAUUUCUAUGGCGCUAUGCAAACGGCAUGAUCAGUUCGAAGAGAUGGGGCAGGCAGGACUGUACGGUGCCGUAUCUCUUCAACAAACGCGCGAAGAUGAAUCCCGAUGGACCCUGUUUCAUUAUCGUCGGAGAGCGCACAUGGACUUAUCGUGAGAUGGCAGUAAACUCCAAUCUGGUAGCACGAGUGAUGCAAAUGCACGUCGGGUUGAGGCGAGGCGACGUGGUGUGCGUAUUCAUGCCGAACUGCGGCGAGUACGUGUGGACGUGGUUGGCAAUGGCCAAGCUGGGCGCCGUGUCCGCGCUUAUCAACAGUAACCUGCGCCACAAGCCGCUACUGCACUGUAUACAGGUCGCUAAGGCGAAGGCUAUAGUCUUCUCGGACCAACUGGCUGAUGCCAUAGAAGAAAUCCGCGACCAGUUACCGACGAAUCUCAAGCUGUUCCAGUUAUACGGUGAAUGCAAGCCGGGUGUGCUGGACUUGCGCGCUGAAAUGCAAAGACACCCCACCAAGUAUCCCGUAGUGGCGGACAAACCUCACUACAAAGACACGUUGCUGUAUAUUUAUACAUCCGGCACUACUGGAAUGCCUAAGGCAGCUAUCAUGCCCAAUUCUAAAUACUUACUGGUGGUUGCGGCGACGGUGCAUAUGCUGGGCCUGAAGAAAUCGGACCGCAUGUACAACUCGCUGCCGUUGUACCAUAUGGCCGGUGGGGUGGUGGGCACCGGCGCCGCGCUCGUCGCAGGCAUACCAUCAGUGCUCAGAAGCAAGUUUUCAGCGAGCAACUUCUGGACUGAUUGCAUCAACUAUGAGUGUACGGUUGCGCAGUACAUCGGUGAAAUGUGUCGGUAUCUGCUCGCGCAGCCGCCGCGGCCCACCGAUUCGCAACACCGCGUGCGCAUCAUGGUGGGCAACGGCAUGCGCCCCGCCAUCUGGCAGCAGAUCGUCGACAGGUUCAAAGUGCCCCAGAUUAAUGAAAUUUACGGCGCAACGGAGGGCAAUGCCAACAUAAUAAACGUGGACAACACAGUGGGCGCAGUCGGUUUUCUGCCCAAGCUGGUGCCCACGAGCCUGCAUCCAAUCGCCCUCGUGCGAGCUGAUGAACACGGCAACCUCGUGCGGGGCCCCGAUGGAUUUUGCAUCCGGUGUCAACCAAACGAGCCGGGCAUGUUCAUCGGGCUGAUAGCUCAAGGCAACGCGUCACGAGAGUACUACGGAUACGUCGAUAAGGACGCCAGCAACAAGAAGCUGGUCCGCGACGUGUUCUGCAAGGGCGACGCGGCGUUCGUGGGCGGCGACAUCCUGGUGGCGGACGAGCUCGGCUACCUGUACUUCCGCGACCGCACCGGCGACACGUACAAGUGGAAGGGCGAGAACGUCGCCACCGCCGAGGUGGAGGACGUCAUGUCGCCCGCACUCGACCAACGGCCGUGCGUUGUUUAUGGAGUUUCGAUUCCUCAGACGGAAGGCCGCGCCGGUAUGGCGGCUAUCGCUGACCCCACGGGCAGUUUGGACAUGAAGAAGUUGGCCAGCGAACUAGACGACUCGCUGCCGUCGUACGCGAGGCCUCUGUUCCUGCGCAUCAUGAACGAUAUCGAGAUUACGAGUACAUUCAAACUAAAGAAACUGCAAUACCAGAAAGAGGGCUUCGACCCGGACGUUAUCAAGGAGCCGCUGUACUUCAGAUCUGGCGCUAGCUUCGUGCCGAUCACCUCCCAGCUCUACACCGACAUCUGCACCGGCAAGGUGAAACUCUAAGCAUUCACCGGCCCGGCGACACCGGACCAUUCCCUAGCAUAAUAUUUAUGUAAAUUUUUGUGCGGAUAAGGAUUAUAUCUGUGACGGCAAAGCUCAAGUCAAUGACGUUGACUCAAUACAAAAUAAUGCGAUGUAACUAAAUUUACGUACGUUCAACAUUAACCUAGUAACGCUUAAACGAGAGUUGUACAAGCAAACUACCCACAUUUUAAAAGACGGUCUGUUAGACAAUGGUUGAUUCCAUUUUCAUUAUAUCAGGUCUAUUUUGAAUUAUAUUAACGAGCUGUGUAAAGAGGCGCGUUUGACGCGUUCAUGUUAGAUACAAGUGUUGUGAUGACACUAUAUAAAUUUAUACUUAUAUAGCGGUAGUUGGACAUAAGUAAUAUGGAAUAUGUAAAUUUCUGUUACAACGGUUUCAUGAAAGUUAACAGAUAGAAUUUUUUACUCGUUAAUAAUCGGAAUGUUUGCAAACAGCACGUACUAUUAAUCGCUUAUUACGAAGACCAAGUUAGACAAAAUUAUGUUUUAAGGUUCGCGCACAUCUACGCAUACAGCACCGCGUCGUAAGUAACAAAAAGAUGGUACUGUAAAUUGCUUAUUACAUGGCAUGUGGGAGUCAGAUUGAUCCAAAGAUUUAGUCAGUCGUAGGUUUUUAUACGAUGCGUUGCAGCCCAAUGUGCGCGAACCUAUGUGAUGUGUUUAGUUAUCUAUGUUAUGUUAAUUAAUUAAGGUCCACAUCGAUUUUCCUAUCUGUGCUCAUUUUGCUUUACUGUACUUAAAUAAUAUUAAAGGCACUAUUGUUUACGUUGUUUUGUUAAAGAUUAAUGUAUUAUUUAUUUGUUCACAUUACAAUAUGCAAGGUAAAUAAAUUAGUUCACCAAAUAGAGAACAUUCCACAUCUAGUCACAUAUGAAUUUGUUUAAUUUAGUUUGCAUGGCAUUAUAUUCGGUUUUCUAUAUAAAUAUUUGGUUUUCUUAGAUAAUUUUGCCUUUGGUUUAUAUAUAGGUGGGACGCUCAUUGUCAAGGUGCCUACUUAAGUUUUUAUUGAAAACUCCAAGUACCGAAGUCAUUUUGAAUUGGAAUAGGAACAUAUAUAAAAAUAUUUAUUUGAUCUUACUGGCACCUACAAAGCGCUCUUAUUUUAAUUGAUGUUUAAAAUAUGAUCUCACCAUGGCAAUGUUAAAAUUUGCAUAGAUUUAUUAGUAAUUGCAUAUCUGAAAUAUUAAUAGGUACUCCUAAUUGGCUCAAGAUCACUUAAAACAAUUAUUGUAAUUGUCAAAUUAUUUUAUAUUUAAAUUUUGGUGCCUUGUGACGCAAAGCCGCUGCACUGUAGUAUAAUUUAGGGAAUUUUGAAUUUGCUCUGUAUCAAAAUUCGGUGACAAGUUGUAAAUAAAUAUUACACAAAUAAAAA